This is a messenger RNA of Tarenaya hassleriana, 2306 nucleotides long. RefSeq names its product long chain acyl-CoA synthetase 2. The transcript has 19 exons. Gene Ontology annotation, cellular component: endoplasmic reticulum; membrane. The record is from RefSeq and is a predicted model, not a curated record. The coding region runs from base 126 to 2123 and encodes 665 amino acids. Gene Ontology annotation, molecular function: long-chain fatty acid-CoA ligase activity. Lineage: Eukaryota; Viridiplantae; Streptophyta; Magnoliopsida; Brassicales; Cleomaceae. Gene Ontology annotation, biological process: fatty acid metabolic process; cutin biosynthetic process; wax biosynthetic process.
AACCUACAAAUCGAUUCGCCAACCGAGAGAGAGAGAGAAAAACACACAGGGAGACGAGAGAGAGAAGAGAGUGAAAACACUCCUAUUCCUGUUCCUCACAAGGGUAUUCUCGUAAUUUCAAGACAAUGUCGUCGGCAGUGAUCCACACGGUGAAGGCAGAAGAAGGGCGGCCUGCGACGGCUGAGCGACCGUCGGCAGGACCAGUUUUCCGGUGUAAGUACGCCGUGAACGGCCUUCUCGAGCCGCCGCCGGAGCUACAGUCUCCUUGGCAGCUCUUUAGUGAGGCUGCAAAACAAUAUCCGAAUUGCCAAAUGUUAGGCCGCCGCAAAGUUAAUGAUUCUAAGGUCGGUCCAUACACAUGGAUCACGUAUAAGGAAGCUUAUGAUGCUGCGAUUCGAGUUGGAUCGGCUAUCAGAAGCCGAGGUGUGGAACCGGGAAAUUGUUGCGGAAUAUAUGGAUCGAAUUGUCCGGAAUGGAUUAUAGCGAUGGAGGCAUGCAUGAGCCAAGCCAUAACCUACGUACCAUUAUACGAAACUUUGGGAGCAAACGCAGUAGAGUUCAUCAUCAACCAUGCAGAGGUUUCUAUAGUAUUUGUUCAAGAGAAGAAGAUUCCUUCGAUUCUGUCAUGUCUUCCAGGCUGUGUUUUCAAUCUGAAGACUAUUGUCAGCUUCGGUAACAUCUCGAGCGGCCAAAAGGAAGAAGCUGAGAAACAUAGGAUCUCUCUGUAUUCAUGGCAAGAGUUUUCCCUUACGGGAGAGUCAGAACCGGAACUACCACGUAAGCAAAGAAGCGAUGUGUGCACGAUAAUGUACACAAGUGGGACGACAGGAGAACCCAAAGGAGUGAUCCUCAAUAACUCGGCACUUUUGACCCAAGUCCUGUCCAUUGACAAAAUGCUCCUUGUCGCUGACCGAUCGUGUGACAGUGGAGAUGUGUUCUUCUCGUACUUACCAUUAGCUCAUGUGUAUGAUCAAGUCAUGGAGAUCUACUUCUUCUCUAGAGGCUCCUCUGUCGGAUACUGGCGUGGCGACAUUAAAUAUCUGAUAGACGAUGUUCAAGAACUGAAACCCACAGCGUUCUGCGGCGUUCCAAGAGUUUAUGACAAGAUCUAUGCUGGCGUUAUGCAGAAGAUUUCAGCUAGUGGCUUGUUACGCAAGAAACUAUUCGAAUUCGCCUAUAACUAUAAAUUGGGGAAUAUGAGAAAAGGGUUGCCUCAAGAAGAAGCAUCUCCUCGACUAGACAGGCUUGUGUUCGAUAAGAUAAAAGAAGCAUUAGGGGGAAGAGCUCAUAUGUUGUUCUCUGGAGCGGCUCCUCUCCCUCGCCAUGUAGAAGAGUUCUUGAGGAUAAUCCCUGGUUCUAAUCUCUCCCAAGGUUAUGGACUUACAGAGAGCUGCGGAGGAAGUUUCACAACGCUUGCCGGAAUAUUCAGUAUGGUGAGUACGGUGGGAGUUCCGAUGCCAACCGUCGAGGCGAGGCUAGUCUCGGUUCCCGAGAUGGGAUAUGACGCGUUCUCCACCGAUGAUGUGCCGCGUGGCGAGAUUUGUCUUAGGGGAACCUCCAUGUUCUCCGGGUACCACAAGAGAGAAGACUUAACUGAUCAAGUUUUAAUCGAUGGAUGGUUCCACACAGGAGAUAUAGGAGAAUGGCAAGAAGAUGGGUCGAUGAAGAUAAUAGACAGGAAGAAGAACAUCUUCAAGUUGUCCCAAGGUGAAUACAUUGCAGUCGAAAACCUCGAGAACACUUACUCAAGGUGUCCUCUCGUCGCCCAAAUUUGGGUGUACGGAAACAGCUUCGAGUCAUUCUUGGUGGGAGUGGUAGUUCCCGAGAGACAAACACUCGAGGAUUGGACGAAACUGAACAAUGAGACACCCAAAGACUUCGAGUCUCUGUGUCAGAAUCCGAAGGCCAAGAAAUACAUCUUGGACCAACUCAACAGCACCGCUAAGCAAUUUCAACUUAAAGGGUUUGAGAUGUUGAAAGCAGUUUAUUUGGAGCCAAAUCCAUUUGAUAUUGAAAAAGAUCUCAUAACCCCAACUUUCAAACUGAAAAGGCCUCAGCUUCUCAACCAUUACAAGGACAUAAUCGAUCGACUCUAUAGAGAAGCGAAAGGUUCCAGGGAAUAGAAAACCUUUAUAUAUAUAUAUAUAUAUAUAUAUAUAUAUAUAUUGUGUAAAACUGUAAGUCUAAUAUGUUGUGUUUGGGUCCAAUCUAAACCAUAAUCCAUGAGGAAUUCUUCUAAAGUUUGUUGAUGCGUAACAUGUUAGCUACACUAAUUUCGGUUUCCGAUUUGGUAUUAUAAAUCUUUG